Coffea eugenioides is the source of this 2898-nucleotide messenger RNA. RefSeq lists its product as uncharacterized. The record is from RefSeq and is a predicted model, not a curated record. Lineage: Eukaryota; Viridiplantae; Streptophyta; Magnoliopsida; Gentianales; Rubiaceae. Bases 1 to 2898 code for a protein of 965 amino acids. The transcript has a single exon.
AUGGAAGAACGGUUGGAAGGUAAUCAAAGAGAGAUGCGAGCUCUAAUGGAAACCAAUAGCACAGAGCUGAAAAGCUUCAUGAGUACUCAGAUCAGUUCCAUUUUGAGAAGUUUGCAAGGUGAUAGGGGCAUUUUGGGAAAUCCUACGAACUCAGCAGAAAGAACUCUUAAUAAUCGAAAUGCUGGAGCUCAAGGUGUUCGACAAAGUGAAUUUGGUAAUUCAACCAGAGGAGAUGGUCAGCAUUGGCCAAUGGGGGUUCCCAGGCUAGAUUUUCCCAGGUUUGAAGGCCACAGUCCCAAGGAAUGGAUCAGGAAGUGUGAAAAAUUUUUUCACCUGUUUCACACUCCUGAGGAUCAGCAUAUGGACUUGGUGGAAUUGCACUUAGAAGGCAUGGCAGAUCUCUGGUAUCAAAAUUUUAAAAAAGACAGAGGAGUGGUCCAAUGGAAGGAUUUUGGUUUGGAGGUGUGUAGAAGAUUCAGCCAUGUAGGAGAGGCAGACGCAGUAGAGGAGUUCAGCAAGCUUAGCCAAACCUCCACAGUUCUGGCUUACCAAGAAAAGUUCGAAGAGUUGAGGUCAAUUGUAAUGCUCCAGGUGCCUGAACUGACCGAAUCUUAUUACAUUGCUAGUUUUCUAAGUGGAUUGAAGGGGGAAAUCAAAUCUGCUGUAAAGAUGCAUAGGCCUCUUAGUCUGCAGGCUGCAUUUGAAAUGGCUAGAUGGCAGGAACACCACUUGGAGCUUCUUCACAAGUCCAACAGAACUCCACUCAAAAGUGGCCCCCAGCCAAAUUCCUAUGGUUCUACCAAGGGAGUGCAGGAUCCUGGAGUUAGGCAGACCAGCACUCAGUCACCAGAUUAUAGCAGGAAAUCCAACUCACAGCAGGUUUUCAAGAGAAUCUCCCCUACUGAAUUUCAAUACAGGAAGGACCAUAACCUGUGUUUUAGGUGUGGGGAAAAAUUCAGUCCAGGGCAUAACUGCAAGAGCAAGGGAAUCCACAUGUUGUUAGCGGACGAUGGGAAAAAUGGUGAUGCAGAUCAGAUAGCAGAAGAGGAGGAAAUUAUUGAGUACAAGGGGAACCAGCAUGAGCAUGAGGUGGAGCUGACCUUGCAUGCAAUGUCAGGAGAAUUAUCAUCUAGCAUCAUCAAAAUGCAGGGGCAGUAUAGAGGACAUCAACUAACAAUCCUUCUUGAUGGGGGAAGUACUAACUGUUUUAUCAAGAGCUCUGUGGCUCAGAUGUACCCAGAGAUGGUGCACGGGCAUAGGCCUUUUAAGGUUAAGAUAGCUGAUGGCAAGGAGUUGCAUUGUGACCACUGGAUUCCUGGGAUGCAGUGGGAUAUGCAGGGCCACACAUUUACUCAUGAUGUGUUUGUCUUGGAUCUGGAACCUUAUGAUUUGAUAUUGGGAGUAGACUGGAUGAAAUCCUACAGUCCUAUCACUUUUGACUUCAAGACAUUACAUCUGUCUUUUGAAAAGGAAGGGGAGCAGGUGGUGCUAAGAGGAGACACCAGCACUGCCAACGGUAGGAUGCAGCAAGGCAUAUCAGCUCACAAGGACAUCAAGCAUAAGAUCAGGAAAGCUCUGCAACAAUCUUGCAUGGUGAAAAUUCACAACUCACAGGUAAUGUAUGUACCAGAUUCUCUCACUGAAUUGCUGGCCAAAUAUGAUGACAUUUUUACAGAACCUAAAACUCUCCCUCCUAACAGAUGCCAUGACCACCAUAUUCCCCUUAAACCAGAUGCCAAACCUUUCAAAAUCCCUCCAUACAGAUACCCCCAUUUUCAAAAAAAUGAAAUUGACAAGCAAGUGAAAGAUAUGUUAGCUUCUGGCCUUAUACAACUCAGCCACAGCCCCUUUGCAUCCCCUGCUCUAUUAGUCAAAAAGAAGGAUGGGAGUUGGAGACUUUGUAUUGAUUAUAGGCAGCUAAACAACCUUACAAUAAAAGAUAAAUUUCCAAUUCCUAUUAUCGAUGACCUGCUAGAUGAAUUACAUGGAGCCAAGGUCUUUUCUAAAAUUGACCUGAGAUCAGGUUAUCACCAAAUCAGAAUGAACUCUGAUGACAUUCCCAAAACUGCCUUCAGGACUCACUCUGGACUAUAUGAGUUCCUUGUAAUGCCAUUUGGACUCACCAAUGCACCCGCCACCUUUCAGGCACUAAUGAAUUCAGUUUUUGAACCUUACAUCAGAAAAUUUGUCCUUGUAUUCUUUGAUGACAUCCUGAUCUAUAGUCCAGACCACAAAACUCACCUACACCACUUAUCCAUAGUCUUAGAGACCUUGAGAAAACACUCCUUGUAUGCAAAAAUGUCAAAAUGUUCAUUUGGUCAGAAUCAGGUAGAGUAUCUGAGACAUAUAAUUACCAGUGAAGGGGUGGAAACUGAUCCAUCCAAGGUGGAAGCUAUGCUGUCCUGGCCAGCCCCUACCUGUUUGAAGGCCCUCAGAGGAUUCUUGGGCUUGACAGGGUACUACAGGAGGUUUGUUAAGGGGUAUGGGGAAAUUGCCAAACCUCUCACUGAGCUGCUGAAGAAGGAUCAAUUUGCAUGGAGUGCGACUGCAGAAUCUGCAUUCCAGCGGUUGAAAACGGCCAUGAGCAGGACACCAGUAUUAGCUUUACCUGAUUUUUCAAAACCAUUUCUAUUGGAAACUGAUGCGAGUCAGGUAGCUAUUGGGGCGGUUCUGAUGCAACAAGGGAGGCCUAUAGCAUACCACAGUCAAGCAUUGGGACAGAAAAAUCAGACCAGAUCCACUUAUGAGAAGGAGCUGCUAUCACUCAUCACUGCAGUUCAAAAAUGGAAACAUUACUUGAUGGGAAACCAUUUCAUUAUAAAGACUGACCAUGAGAGCCUCAAAUACUUGCUGGAUCAGAAAAUAAACACUUCCCUUCAGCAGAAAAUGGUUGGUUAA